This is a messenger RNA of Engraulis encrasicolus (European anchovy), 2298 nucleotides long. RefSeq names its product START domain containing 14 (gene stard14). Lineage: Eukaryota; Metazoa; Chordata; Actinopteri; Clupeiformes; Engraulidae. The transcript is spliced from 6 exons. The coding region runs from base 388 to 1200 and encodes 270 amino acids. Gene Ontology annotation, molecular function: lipid binding. The record is from RefSeq and is a predicted model, not a curated record.
AGUUUGUAGGACUUUCUUCUCAGUGCAAAAUAACUGAUUUACGCACAGUCGCGUGUAUCGUUUUCUACCUCAACAGGCUUGCUGACACGACACACCUGAAGCCUGCAAUGGCCGGAAGUAACCUACCAUAUUGGAGCUGAUAAUAGUGCCGUUGGCAGGUGUGGAAUUCAUAACAAAAAAGCCAGUCGAGCUUCAUUUUUAAAUUGGAGAGUCAUACAAACCGGUCGCGUCUUACUUAGCCUACCUCAGAGGACUUCUUGGAGCAGCGAUCAAAUAGCCACUUCAUCGGGAAAGAGUCGAACUCGAGCCAAGUUUCGGCCACAUAAGGAAUUUUAAUUCGAUUCCUCCCUCUUUCGAGAAUCAUACGCCAGAGGACUGAUCGGAAUAAUGUCAAAGAGUGCGGAUAUUUUACCGAGCGACAAAGUUUUCGCGGACUUCAGAAGACAGUGCCUGUCUGUUGACAACUGGCACUCCAAAUAUGAUAAAAAUGGAAUGGAAGUGUGGGUUGAAGUGCCUUCUAUAUCUUCACAAGGGAGCAAACCCCAAAAAGUUCACAAAAUCAAGUGCCGGAUGACCAUAAAAGACGUCGCCGCAGAGACGAUGUACGACGUUCUACAUGACAGCUUGUACCGCAAGAAGUGGGACCCCACGAUGUUGGAGAGCUUUGACGUUGCGCGCUUGUCCUCCAACGCAGAUGUGGGGUACUAUUCAUGGAUUUGUCCAAAGCCGCUGAAGAACAGAGACGUGGUCACACUGCGGUCUUGGCAGGUCAAUGACAUUGAGUACAUGAUCCUGAAUUACUCCGUUAAACACCCAAAAUACCCUCCGCGCAAAGACCUGGUCCGAGCCGUGUCCGUUCUCACCGGUUACCUGAUCAUAUCGACCGGUCCAAAGAGCUGCUUGUUCACAUACCUCUCACAGGCCGACCCCAAAGGUUCCCUUCCCAAGUGGGUGGUGAACAAGGCAUCUCAAGUGUUGGCUCCUAAAGUCCUGAAGUGUGUGCACAAGGCGGGUCAGGGCUACCCGGAGUGGAAGGCCAUGAACGCCCCCAGCUACAAGCCCUGGCUGUACCCGGAGCAGAGCGACCUGCCCAUGAUGGACCCCGCGGAGCUGGCCAUCCAGCGGGCCGACUCCCUGGAGAACGUGGACGAGAGCUCCACCAAGGAAUCCGCGGAGAACGAGGCAGAGGACAGCAGCUGAACGAGUAGACGAGCAAAUGAAUGAAUGAAUGAGUGAGUGAGUGAGUGAAUGAGUGAAUGAGUGAGCGUGUGAGUGAAGCACUGAAUGAAUGGACGAAUGAACAAAUGGAUGAAUAAAUGAAUGGAUAUGAGGAUACUAUGAAAGUGGUGGUAGACUCCCUGAAGAACGUGGACUAGGAAGCCAUGGAUGAGCCAGAGGAUAGCAGACGAAUGAAAGAGUGAAUGAGUGAAUAGCUACGGUGACACUACUGUGUAGAUGAGGUGAUGGACUUGUUUACAUAAAGCCUCUUGGACUUACAAAUCCCUAUUUUUAUUGUUUUAAUUUGAAUGUUUUUUUUCCGUGACCAAACGUUCUCACAUUGAACACCAAAGGCCAAACUCAACUCUGCAAACGAACUCAUAAACUAUUUACUGCUGUUGUUCACACCUUGUUUUGCACACGGCUCCGAGCCCAUCCCUUGCUGACGAAGAAUGAAUGACAUGUUUAUAGCACCACUUGACGUGGGUCAUACACACACAAGCUGUUACACAGGUCCGUCCACCUGCGUGCCUGCCUGCCUUCCUUUCUUUGCUGAAGUAUGUUCUCCCUACAUAUUGACGUCAAGACAGAUUCGGAGUGACUUGAGCUCUUGUCAUAAUAUCACACACUUGACUUGAGGGCUGCCUUUCAAUUCGUUCCUCUGGUAGUGUCCUCUAUUCAUUUCCUCUGUCCGUUUCCUGGGUCCUUGUGCCUUGAGGGUCAAAGUAGUUUUGGACCUUUUAGUACUUAAUGAAGGUGAGAGUACAUCGAGGAGAGAGGAGGCAGGUGAGAUAUUGUAAAAGCAAGCCUGUGUGCUGUGCUAGUUUCCUCCAUCCGCUCCCUAGUCCCUUUGUUUCUUCCAUGGACGAGAACUGAGGAACAAGGCCACAAGAAACAACUUGAGGAACGUAUUGAAAUAUAAGCUAGAUCUAUCCAUUCAUGCUGAGUGAUUGUACCAGAGUUCUAGUUCUUCUCUCACAGUUCCAGUUCUUCACUCACAGUUCCACUACAUUACAGUGCCGGACUUGUGGCGUUUGGAGGUUGGGGUGCUCACAUCCACAACAACAAUAACCCAGGUGC